AUGCCGGGUACCAUUCAGACGCAGCAAACUGCUCCUGAGGCGCCACAAUGCCGCGGAAUCUACCAUCUUACCCACCCGCGCUCGGCAUCCAAUCUCUUUCAAACCAUGAUGGCCAAGCAGCCUGGCUUCGAGGCCUCAAGCUACAAACUUUUUGAGGCUGGAGUCAGGAUCUUCUUUGAUGUCGAAAAAGGGCCGUUGAGUACAUGGCCCGAGGAGGAGAGGAAGGAAUUGCAGGAGAAUUUCCAGAAGGCGUUUGACGAGAUGCAGGACGAGAUGGAAGAAGCCGAGAAGAAGGGAAAGCGAGUCCUGUUCAAGGAGCACGCGACGUACAUGUGCGCGACGGACAAACUGAUGCGCCGCGUCUACGAAGAUGACGAGACAGAGCCCAUGAUCCUGCGGCAGCGCGGCGCCAGUCUCAAGGCCGCCUACACCAACCCGACGUCGCUCCCGGACGAUUUUCUGCUGUCGCUGCAGCCCAUCUUCCAGAUCCGCAACCCGGUGCUCAUGUUCCCGUCGCUGGUGCGCGCGCAGACCGACAUGAAGAUGGGCGGCGCGCGGUCGGCACUGGCCAAGAUCGGGCUGACGCUGGAGCCGCAGCGCGCGCUUUACGACUGGUAUCUGGAGCGGUCGCGCGACACAAAUAUCAUUCCGCGCGUUAUUGAUGCUGACGACGUCAUGAAUGAGCCGGAGACGGUGCGCCGCUUGUGUCUGCAGACGGGGCUUGAUCCCGAUGCCGUGGUGUAUGAGUGGGAGACGCGCCACUAUGACAAUCCGCUCAAGGCGCGCUUCUUCUCGACUAUUGGCAGUAGCAGGGGCAUUAUCCCGGGGCUGGAUGCCAAGGGCAAGAGUGUGCAGACGGAGAUGGAGAAGUGGGUCAAGGAGUUUGGACAGGAGGAUGCGGAUGGACUGGCAAAGCGUGUGCGUGAUGCUAUGCCCGAUUAUGAGUAUUUGUAUAGUCGCAGGACAGUGGCGGACUACGCAAGAGGUACUAUGGUCACGGAAGCACUUGCUUACUGA
Molecule: messenger RNA, 1017 nt
Organism: Exserohilum turcica Et28A
Lineage: Eukaryota; Fungi; Ascomycota; Dothideomycetes; Pleosporales; Pleosporaceae
Exons: 3
Coding region: 1-1017 (338 amino acids)
Source: RefSeq, a predicted model, not a curated record